AUGUCAGGCUGCAAAAAUCAUCUGAAGUUCAAGCACCAGGUUGAGAUAGCAGAAUCAUCCCAUUUGAUACACCAAAUGAUGACCCAAAAGCCUCGGUCACGUCCGAUUGACCAAGAGGAGUGCCUUCUCUGCAGACAAAAGCCUGCCACUACGAAAAGAUCAUUCUUGAAGCACGUGGGCAGACAUAUGGAGGAUAUCGCUCUCAUGGCGCUCCCUGUAGCUGAUGAUGGCAGUGAAAACGAGGACUCGGAUGAUAAUGAGGACAGCCAAAUAAGCCUGGAGGAAGUAGCCGCCCAAACUAUGGCACGCAAUAUGUUAUACGGUCCAGAAGACUACCCUGACGAAUGGCAAUUUCUGGAGCAGCUGCAAGGGCGCAUUCCAUAUGAUAUUGACUUCACAUCUGAGGCAAUGUCCAAAGCAGUCGAAGUGAUCUCCAAUAUGCGCUCCGGCCCUCAGAUGGCAAAAGAACAACGGGAAGGAGUUUUUGGUGGCCUUCUAGGAAUCUUAGGCAUUCUGCAUCCUACUCAACCUAUUCUCUCACACUGUGAACACUUGUGGGCUAAGAUCGAUCCACAGCCUGAUCAACAUCAGCACACAGGCCAAGCGAACAAAGAUUUCUCGCGAACUCAGCUUGAAAAUGAUACUGUACCAAUACCCUCUGAACGACAGCCAAGCGAGAGCCCUUUUGAUGGACAGCAGUGGACCGCUAUCCAAAAGCCUAGAGUGACGAGCGGCUUUGGGUCUGUACAAGAAAUGACUGACUUCCCACAAUACGUAAAGCAUCUUGGGACUGACUUCCAAGAAAUCGCUGUAUCAAUGGGAACGAAAACUCAACAAAUGAUCCAAAAUCAUUACUUCAGGGAGACCGAUGCAGCAAGGGGUAAGAGUGGAAGACAGCUACAGGAGUAUGCAAAGGUCGCAGACGGAAAGAGGUAUAAAGAUAGGAAGUUAGGCCCGUUGCCUACCCCAUUUUUCCCUAACCCCUGGUCGCCAAAAGAACUUGAUCCAAAUACUAUUCGCGAGAAUCCCAAGAAUCCCACAUCUGAAAAUUUAGAAGAUACUGAUGAAACUUUUCUGAGCGGACUUCGAGAAGAUGCUCGGCUAGGUCAUUCCAGCCCCUGGCAGUCGUAUGAAACUCCAGUGCCUAAGUCUCGGAGGAGCUUUCAGGUUGGAGCUCCGAAGACGAAAGAUGCUUCUACAGUCAAUGCUCCGCAUUCUGAUUGGAACCAAAGUAAGGAAAGGAUAGAUAGUCUGAAGCCAAUCCAACAGAAUAGAUCUGGACAUUUUGACAAUAGUGUACAACCAACGUCGACGAGAAAAAUGUUUUUUGUUCCUGUCGACGAUAUCGACAAGAAUGUGAUUGAACAACAGGUACGGUUGAUGCUCGGCAAAGAUGCAGAGGUGUCGCAUUGGAAGACCAAGGGUCAUUUGCAAUAUAUGAUCAGAGCUGAACAUCCUUUCACAAAUGAUCAAUUAGAAGACCUCAAGGCCAUGUCAAAAGAUCAUCAAGCGGGGAAAAGGCGAGGUUCUCACCCGGAUUAUACAUUCAAGCGAGAUCCUGUGACGAAACAGCUGACACAAGUUUCUUUUCCGUACCUAAUGAAUCAACAAGCAAGCCAAGAAUACGAAGCACUGCCAUCGACAGAUCGAUCAUUGCCUGCAUUUAAACAACCAGCAGAUAUGCAAUCUGCUAAAAACGUAGAGGAGUCAGAUUUUGAGAAAUCACCAUUCAGACCUGAUUCCAAAUUUACAAAUGAAGCGGGCACGACGGACUCGUCCUAUGGCUCUCCGCAAGUUGUAGCGCCGGGAGACGUUCUAGUAAACUAUGAAAACACCGAGGCAGUCUUGCCAUCUGCAAGGAAGGAUGUAGAGGACACAUAUACAGAGAAACAGACAGAGCUUGAGGUUACUUUCGUCUGUAAAGAGCCAGGCUGCGAAGACUUACCAGGAUUCACAAACAAUGGUGACUUAGGCUGGCACAAUUUGGAUCGGCAUGGCGGUGGAAGCCAGUCUCCGAACGCAAAUGCUGCGAUUCCUGUUUGGGCAAACAAUCUUUCAGGCGCUGAAGCUAUGCCAGGAGUUGCUGCGAUAGAUGAGCACCCACGGGGACGCUUCGAUGCUGCUCCCGUUCUUCCGACUGUAUUACCCAUCAAGAAGAACCGCCGGUGUACUGCGCCUGAAAAAGCCACCUAUGAGUGUCGAGUCUGCGGAAAGCUCUUCAAGCGGAGUUAUAACUGGAAAUCACAUAUGGAGACUCACAACCCAGACCGCAAGUAUCCACAUCCGUGCACUGCACAAGUGAACGGUCAGCAGUGCUCAAAGAAAUUUCAGCGGAAAAGCGAUCUAGAGAGGCACUACGACAGUGUGCAUCUAAAGGCGAAGAAUCACUGCUGCAAUCUCUGUGGUAUUCGUUUUGCCCAUAGAGAUACCCUGAGAAGACAUACUGAAGAUGGUUGCCCGAAACGAUUCGGAAUUUGGUUUUCCGAGGACAACAACCUAGAUAGACGCCUCGAUAGUGCUCCGAACCUCAUACCUAGGCCUCAAGAAGAAAGUGGCGAGGAGCCUCUAGGAACUUAUCCAAUCAACGAAACUUCAGAUCAAGGUCCUUUUCAAGCCUCAGCUAUCAGUAACCCUGCAGCCGUCCCUCCGAACCUCAUACCCAAGCCUCGGGAAGAAGAACAUAAAAAUCCUCUAACAACGGAGUCUAUGAAUGAAUUUUUCAAACUUCCUGUCGUCCCUGAAGCAUGGAAUCCAGAAAGCGACCGCCUUCUCCUACAGCUUCGCUCCCAUGGCUACACUUGGCAAUCUAUUGCUUCUGACUACAUUCGUGAUAAGACGCCUUAUGCAUGCCGCAAGCGAUGGGAGAGGCUCAUGGAAAGAUACACACCUGAGCUCGACCCCCUUUAUCGCAGGACACUCCCUGAGCCAACCGAAUCUGUGGAAGCUUAUGCAUCUAGGUCCUGGUAG
This is a messenger RNA of Bacidia gigantensis, 2967 nucleotides long. RefSeq lists its product as uncharacterized. Gene Ontology annotation, molecular function: DNA-binding transcription factor activity, RNA polymerase II-specific; RNA polymerase II cis-regulatory region sequence-specific DNA binding. NCBI's taxonomy places the organism in Eukaryota, Fungi, Ascomycota, Lecanoromycetes, Lecanorales, Ramalinaceae. The transcript has 7 exons. Bases 1 to 2967 code for a protein of 988 amino acids. The record is from RefSeq and is a predicted model, not a curated record. Gene Ontology annotation, biological process: regulation of DNA-templated transcription.